This is a messenger RNA of Asparagus officinalis (garden asparagus), 1569 nucleotides long. RefSeq lists its product as uncharacterized. The record is from RefSeq and is a predicted model, not a curated record. Lineage: Eukaryota; Viridiplantae; Streptophyta; Magnoliopsida; Asparagales; Asparagaceae.
AUGUUUCUCGUUCCCAUUGUGCCCCUCCAACGGAUACCUCUACACGAUUUUGGGAGGGAGAGUGAGCUGCGCAGUUGCUGCUGCUGCUGUCUACUGCUACUCUGCUGCUUAUCGUGCGCCGCUUCUUCUUCCCCUGCUUCUUUCAAGAGGAAGCAGCGGAGGUUGGACGUGACGAGGCGCCUCAGUCGGAUUAACAAGCCAGCUGUCAAAACAAUCAAGAGCCCAGAUGGAGAUAUCAUAGACUGUGUCCACAUCUCUCGUCAACCUGCCUUUGAUCACCCUUUCCUCAAAAACCACACAAUUCAGGUACUCAUGAGGCCUUCAUUUCACCCUGAAGGCCUCUAUGCUGAGUCCAAAUCAUCAGCAGAAUCAAAACCUAACAAAAUCUCUCAAAUGUGGCAUCUUAAUGGCAAAUGCCCCGAAGACACAAUUCCUGUUAGAAGAACCAAGAGAGAGGAUUUGCUUAGAGCCAGUUCUACCAAGAGAUUUGGAAAGAAGAAGCACAGAACAAUCCCGCAACCUCAGUCUACUGAGCCUGAACUUUUCAAUGUGAAUGGUCAUCAGCAUGCGAUUGCUUAUGUAGAGGGAGACAAGUACUAUGGAGCAAAGGCAACCAUAAAUGUAUGGGAGCCAAAGAUUCAGCAGCCAAAUGAGUUCAGCCUUUCUCAGUUGUGGAUUCUUGGGGGAUCCUUCGGCCAGGACCUUAACAGCAUUGAAGCUGGUUGGCAGGUCAGUCCAGAUCUCUAUGGAGAUAAUCAUACAAGGCUAUUCACUUAUUGGACAAGCGAUGCUUAUCAAGCCACAGGAUGCUACAACCUCUUGUGCUCAGGGUUCAUUCAAAUCAACAACGAGAUAGCAAUGGGAGCCAGCAUCUUCCCCAUCUCGGGCUACGGUGGCUCCCAGUAUGAUAUCAGCAUUCUUGUUUGGAAGGAUCCAAGGGAGGGUAACUGGUGGAUGCAAUUUGGGAAUGACUACGUGCUGGGCUACUGGCCUUCAUUCUUGUUCUCAUAUUUAGCUGAUAGCGCAUCAAUGAUAGAAUGGGGAGGUGAAGUUGUGAACUCAGAAGCAGAUGGGGAGCACACUUCAACUCAGAUGGGCAGUGGGCAUUUUCCAGAUGAAGGAUUUGGCAAAGCAAGCUACUUUAGAAACAUCCAAAUCGUCGACGGAUCGAACAAGUUGAGGGCUCCAAAUGGGGUUAGCACCUUCACCGAGCAAUCCAAUUGCUAUGAUGUGCAGAAUGGAAACAAUGGCGAUUGGGGGAAUUACUUCUACUUUGGUGGUCCUGGCAAGAACCCUAAUUGCCCAUAAAAAAACACACAUUCUCUUUUUUUUUUUUUUUUACUUGUGAAUUGUUCUCUGUCUUGGAGAUUUUUUUUUAAACUAAUUUUCUUCUUUGCUUAUGUACUUGCUCUUGUCCCCAUAAGAGGUUGGAGAGAGAGUAGUAGUUUUGUGUUAGUGUCACCUAUGUAAUCGGUUACCUGUGUAAUUGUGCUCCUUUCUUUGGAGUGAUAUAUAUUUGUUUGUUCAGUUCUCUAAGUAGGUGAAUGAGAUUCAUGUAUCUUGGGAAUA